Messenger RNA from Cucurbita pepo subsp. pepo (vegetable marrow), 1991 nucleotides. RefSeq names its product F-box protein At5g07670. The record is from RefSeq and is a predicted model, not a curated record. Gene Ontology annotation, biological process: SCF-dependent proteasomal ubiquitin-dependent protein catabolic process. NCBI's taxonomy places the organism in Eukaryota, Viridiplantae, Streptophyta, Magnoliopsida, Cucurbitales, Cucurbitaceae. Gene Ontology annotation, cellular component: SCF ubiquitin ligase complex.
GUCACAAUCCAAUUACAGAUUUCUAAUACCCAUAGGAACAAAAGGAAAAAAUUUCCUUCUUGUUCUUUAUUGUUCUGAAAAUUACUUGUUCGGUUCCACCGUCAUUUUGAGGCUGUUCUUGCUUCUAUCCUCUUCCAUUUCUUCAAUCCUUGGCCACAAUCAAACCCUAGAUUUUGAUCUCAGUGAAGAAGAAGAAGAAGAAGAAGAAGAAUUAGCCCUGUUCGGGGACUGGUUCAAGAAACAACGAAUUUUGUUGAGCAUGUCAUUGGCUCAAUGCGACUCCAUUCUUUGUCCAGUGAUUCCCCCAUUUCUUCUCCCAUUUCUUCUCCCGUUUCUUCUCCCAACUCCAAUCCCAAAUCCCCUGUUUCUAAUUUAAUUGACCUCACCUUGCUGCUCUCCGACGAGCUUCUUCUUCGCGUUCUCUCCAAAUUGCCAGAUUCCCAACGGAACUCCAAUUUCCUUGUCUGUAAGCGCUGGCUUCACCUUCAGGGUCGCCUUGUACGGUCCCUCAGGGUUACGGAUUUUGAUUUUCUUCUCUCGGGUAGGUUGUUUUUUAGGUUUCCUAAACUCAAUCAUGUGGAUUUGGUUUCUGGAUGUUGGGUUUCGUCUAGGAAUUCGAGUAUUUUGUUGAGCCAUGGGGUUCUUUCGAUGCAUAUUGAUCCUUGGUUCUUGCCCUCUUUGAAUGUCGGUGAGAAGGCUGUACUGGAAAAUGAGUUGAUUGAUAGAGGGCUGAAGGGUUUGGCGAGUGGUUGCCCGGACUUACGGAAAUUGGGGCUUGUUGGUGGGAGUGAAUUGGGGUUGUUGAAUGUAGCUAAGGAAUGUGAGCUUUUGCAAGAACUUGAGCUCCAUAAGUGCAGUGAUUCCAUGCUCCAAGGAAUUGCGGCGUUUAAGAAUCUUCAAAUACUCAAGUUAGUAGGAAACAUUGAUGGGUUCUAUAGUUCUGUGGUGACUGACAUCGGGCUGACGAUUUUAGCUCGAGGCUGUCGACGAUUGGUGAAGCUCGAGCUUAGUGGGUGUGAGGGGAGUUUUGAUGGGAUUAAGGCAAUUGGGCAAUGCUGCCAAAUGUUGGAGGAAUUAACGCUUUGUGAUCAUAGAAUGGACGAUGGAUGGUUGGCUGGGCUUCCAUACUGCGAGAACUUGAAGACUCUGAAGAUCAUGUCAUGUAAGAGGAUAGAUGCAAAUCCUGGCCCUGAUGAAUAUUUGAGCUCGUGCCCUGCUCUUGAGAGCCUGCAUUUGCAGAAUUCUCAAUUGCGGGAUAAAGCAAGUGUAAGAGCUUUAUUCAUGACAUGUGGGGCUGCAAGGGAGAUCUUGAUCCGGGACUGCUGGGGAUUGGAUGAUGACAUGUUCAGCUUUGCAAAUAACUGCUGGAGGGUGAAGUUACUUUUGCUUGAAGGAUGUUCGUUGUUAACGACCGAAGGCUUGGAGUCGGUCGUUCUUCAGUGGAAGGAGCUUCAAAGCCUCGAAGUAGUAUCGUGUAAGAAUAUAGAAGAUAGCUGCAUCUCUCCUGCUCUUUCUGAAGUCUUCUCUGUUCUUAAGAAUUUGAAAUGGAGGCCAGAUACCAAAUCGCUUCUCUCGUCGAGUCUGGUCGGGACUUGUAUGGGUAAGAAAGGUGGGAGAUUUUUCUAGCAAACAUGAGAAUGAACUGAUCCACGCUGCCCGCCCACAAUCUUCAUGAAGUAGCUACUUUGAAUUGUUAGCUCGAACACACUUACGGUAGACGUUUAUAAUGAAGCUAGGUGGUUAGAAUAGACGGUUAAUAAAGGAAAAAUACAUUUUAGUUUCCAGUGCCACUUAGUUUAGAGACUAACCUGACCCAGUUCACCCAUUUGCCAGAAUUUUGAUUUCCUAGAGCGUUAAGUAGCUUAGUUUAGCUACGUUAUUAUAUGCUUUAGCAAUGCUAUAUGGCAAUUAUUGUACUUGGGGUAUUAGUUCAUUUGUAAAGAAUUGUUCUUAAUGCACAAAUGCAAUGAUUGGUCCUCUUUGAAACAACA